CACUGCCGUAUCUGUGAUCGGUAAUCCAACCACAUGCGUUAACUUUAAAACGGAGAACAGUUUUAUUUUGACCACCCCGGCUCCACCUCAAACAUUUCACCUGGAGUUAUGUAUCUAUAGCCACGACGAACAAAAACGUGACUAGGCACCCAAAGCUCCAUGUUAUGCAACCGCUGACCUACUAACACACAUUUGAGGACGACGAGGAGAAUGAGAGAGAGAGUGUGUGUGUAGAGAGAGAGAGGGAGGGAGAGAGAGAGAGGAAAACUGGAGCAAAGCCUCCGACAUAACAUAAGGACGAGGGAGGGAGUGAGAGAGACGGCGAAUAGCAGCACAUUAAGGGAGUCACAUUAAUCGACACAAAGCCGGGUGACUGGAUCACGACCCACGCGGGACAUUUUCAUGCCGAUGUGAAGUUGUAAAGAGAAGAAAACCAGCGAAACGACACGAUCGGGACACGAAACAGCACAGAGAAUCGCGGAGGACACAUCGACUCGUGACUAAAAGCGGAUUCCUCCGUUUAACAAAAGGAAUUUGAGAUUUCACAUCGAUCUGCCCAACUCAGACUGGGACAAAACAGUGAACCGAGACAGAUCUCAUGAAUAAUAAACAACUUUAUGAAGGUUCCUGAAAAGAACAAGAUCAUUCUAUAUCAUCGAUAACACAAACGACUGGGCUUCAACUAUUUCUGGAGGACCUUUUCCAAGCCAACAAACUUAUAUUGUCUUUAAUCAGAAUUGAAAACAAGCUAAACACAAAAAGGACUUUUCUCUUUUAUAGAGAAGAAACGCAAAACACACGUAUCCAAUGACGGUUGUUUUUGUUGCGUUUCAUCUUCUUCUUAUCUUUUUGACCAGUCUGGAGACUUGAAAGUUUUAAGGAUUGGUUAAAACAAAAGGAAAUUUAGUGCAGUUCACCCUUUAAUACUACUACUCAAAUUUUCAAUGUCCACUGAAUGUCAGUUAUACAGACUGGCCUCGAUAGGACCGCAAUGGAAAGCCUAAAUCUUCCUACGCAAAACAACAGUGCCAACUUGGACACUUUAGAAACAUUCUCAAACUACAGCGAAAGUUUACCAUCUCCUCAAAUCUCUAACUCAACUCGUCAAGGCAGACUAAUAAAACCAAAACCCAACACAAGCUGUCGGAGAAAGCGUGAAUUCAUCUCGGAUGAGAAAAAGGAUGCGUGCUACUGGGAAAAACGACGCAAGAAUAACGAGGCUGCCAAAAGGUCAAGAGAGAAGCGGCGACUCAAUGACAUGGUAUUGGAGAACAGAGUCAUGGCACUGAACGAGGAGAAUGUGCGACUGAAGACAGAACUCCUGCAAUUAAAAUUGAGAUUCGGACUCAUAAGUUCAGCCUCCUACAUGGAGAAGACCCAGCAGAUCAGCAAUGGCACUGAGACAAUGACUAAUGGUGCUAAUGGUACCGGAGCAACAUCUGGAAAUCCAUAUUACUCAAGCAGCGGAUACUCCAGUGCUUCUCAGGUCAUGAUGAACUCUGAUUCCUCAGAGGCCGAGCAGCCAACCAGAGGUGAACGCCACUCACUCAAGUACUCUCCCCGUGGAUCGCUAUCGGACAUGUCCGAUGGAUCUUCACGGGACAGCCCUGAACCCAUAAACUAUGACAUUAAGCAUGAGAGCUCUGGAAUGGACAUUAACAGGCUUGAGGCAAGUGUUCUUAAUGGCAUGUUCAAUGGCCAUCAUGUACGACUAGAGACUCACCAGCCGCAAGAAAGGGAGCAGCGAGAGGGUGUCAACACCCCAGUUCCUCCAUCUGCCACGCCCCAAAGAAGUGUCAUCCUUUUCCGCUCUGGAAGCAGCUCCUACCCCGUUGAGAGCCAAAGGAUUGAGGACAUGGAGCAGCAGGUGGUGUCUCAGCCACAGCAAAAUGGACAAAUCACUCAUUUAACGCAAACAGGGUGCAAUCUGCCUUUAAGACCUGAUGGUUUAGAGACUCUCUCAGAGGUGGCACAGCAGUUGGCAAGGAGAUCUUUGGAUUCACCAAAUUACGAGUUCACCAAUGGCAAAGCAGAUGCUGGGGAAAACAGACGGUUUGUCAUACAGCAAAAAGACCAGAGUGUUCAAGGACAAUGCAGAAGCCAGGCGCAAGAUCUGGAUUCAUUUGCCCCAGAUCUGCUCAGCGAAGUUGGAAAAUCCCAUGUAUACCAGCGGUCAAAUCCCUACCUCGGCACUCUGAACGAGGAGCCCCCUGUUCUAACGUAUGAGGGUUGCCCAAGAACAGAUGGCUUCUAUCAAGAGCACUCCUCCUCAGGCAAGGACACCUCUUCAAGUGACGGUGACCCUCGCAGCUCAGACAAGGAAGCCUCUACUGACGAUGAAUCUCCCUCAUCCUCUUGCUCUGAUACUGGUGGUUAUCACGUCAUCCACCAAUCAGCAUCAUCGCCCACCAUGGCCACUGGUGACACAUGCCAGUAUGGGGACUAUCAAGGUGAAAUGAAAGCCACUGCUCUGCCACACAAGUUAAGGCUCAAAUAUAGAGCACUAUCCAACGGUGGUUCCCAAGAUGUCUGCAGUUCAGUUACGACAGCUGCUACGUCACCUGAUUCCGCUCUGCCUCAGCAUCCGUACCUGGCGUUAGCGCAGGUUAACCAGCAGCAAGGCAGCAGUUCUGGAAGCAAGGACAUGGAGAGUGAGAUGUUAGAUGAACUUUGCACACAACAAUCUCCCUUCAGAGAGAACGAAGAGGGAAGGAAGGACAGUGGGAAGAGGGUAUCAGGAGGACGAGGUAGCAGAAAUAAGAAACGUGACUGAAGCAGGAUGUGAGAUACAUUAAUACAGCUAAGAUGGAUCAAUGUUAUCUUUAUCAUCCUACAGAAAGUUAAAGGGUACCAGUUAAUUGCAUGAAAUGCUUAUACCCCACAACAAAAACAAAAAGAAAGUGUAACUUGUGUUUCUGGUCUGUUCUCUAGUCAAAAGCGAAGAUGUGACCUUUAAUGCAGCUCUGUUCCUACACUGUCUUUCAUAAGCACUUAUAUUAGUAACUCAAAGGGGUUCCUACACUCUUAAAAAUAAAGGUGCCACACUUUGCCAUAGAUUAGAAGAACCGGCAAGAUUCCAUAAAGAACAUUUAACAUCCAGAGACCCCUGCGGUUUCACAAAAGGUGGAAAACGUUACUUAGACUUGAAAAAGAAAAGGGGAACUAAAAAUUGUUCUUUAAUGGAACCUUUUGUAGCACCUUUAUUUUUAAGAGUAGAAGACAGUAAAGGGGCCCUUUCACAACAAACCUACAAAAUGACUUUGUAUAGCAAGUUUUGACUACUCUUCCCUUUAUAUAUUUACAUAACUCUGCCAUGUUUGUAGCUUAGCCUAGUUAAUGGGUAGUUUCUGAACCCAAUACGUAGUUGUCCCUACAAGUUCAUGGAGUUAAAGACGAGUCCUUUUCUCCUUAGUGAUUUCACAAGAAAAACCUCAAAAGAUUUAUGCCUGUCUCACUCUCCAAUUAUGCCUUUUGACCUUAGCAUUAUUUAAGCACUUGGAUUAUAUAAUACUGUGACAUGACUAAACAUAUCAUAUUUCGAAAUAUUUUGCAAGGAUAAAACAUGUCAGUCUUUAAUUGUAGAAACUUAAGUGGGAGAACACUGUCUACUUUUUAGUAUUUGGAUUCUUGUACAGCUCUUUUCGAUUGUUCAUGUUUGAUGCUUCCAGUAUAUUUUUUAUUUCAUUGAAUUCACCUUUAUGCAUCACAUUGAUUGACUGAUACCUGAAUGUCUUGUUCAUAGUGUUUCAGUCAGUCGUAGGUCAACACUUACCAGUAAAAUGACCUUUCACAUCUUGUCCAUCAAUUUACUAUAUUGCAGUGGUUCUCAAACUUUUCCGCGCAUCCCCACAAAAAAUUACGGAACGAAACAAUUUAAACAAUGCUGUUGGUUAGAUGCCUUAUUUUUUCUGAUGUUUAAUUACACAGAAUUUAACAAAAAUUAUUUCAUAAAAACUGGGCACCAUCUUGCGGCCUCCUAGUUUGAGAACCGCUGUAAAGAAACCUUCUUUAAAGUUCGCUGUGACCAAUGCUUACAUGACAUUACGAUUUACCUGACAUUUAGCCAAAUUAGAGUCGAAGCCCUUUCAGAAAUGUCAGUCUGAGCUAGCAGACAGACUGUACAAAGUGUAUGAUAAAUAAUUGCCGUCUAAAGAUGGUCUUGUCCGUUGUGGUCAGGUUUCAGAGAUGUCUCACAUGCUACCUCAUGAGAAUAAAUGGUUGAGGUUACGCAGAACUGAGUUUAUUCUUCCUCUUAAAAGGGGAAUGAGACUUUGGUGUGUGUACCCCAUUGCAUCAUCGUACCCAUCUACUGUUGCGUAUAAAAGUGACCACACAGUAAAAUGCUGCAGCACACAAGUGUUACAAGUAGACACAACAAUUGUAUAGUCCCACUAGUUGUCUUUGUAGAAUUUUACCACAGCUGUAAGCUGCUUCUGCACUGAAUUUUUUUUCCUCAGAUUUUAUACAAUCUGCGUUUAUUUUUCCCAAACAGGUGCCUGGCACUGGCCAUUAUGUAAAAAGUGUACAGACAAAUUCUCUUUUGAGUAUUUUAUGCUUGUAUCAAGUUUAUUUUGGCAUUCUAUAAUAAUAAUUAUUAAUAAUAUGGUAUUUUAUUUUAUAUUCCAAUGCUAUUAUUCUUUUUUGGGUUUAAUAUUUUCUUGUGUCUGUUGUCUGUUCACCUCAAUGUGAUACAGUAUGUAUUUGAUGUCCUGUUCAUCCGUUUCACCUCUGUACCUUGGUGUAUUGUGUGAUAUUUACUGAAGUUUUAAAGAAAAAUGUUUGUAAAAAAAAAGAAGAGCUCACCUGUCAAGGUGCUCAGAAUGACACUAAAGUGGCAAGAAAAAUAAAACGUUGUAUGUCAAAUUUA
Molecule: messenger RNA, 4867 nt
Organism: Misgurnus anguillicaudatus (oriental weatherfish)
Lineage: Eukaryota; Metazoa; Chordata; Actinopteri; Cypriniformes; Cobitidae
Gene: nfil3-5
Product: nuclear factor, interleukin 3 regulated, member 5
Biological process (GO): regulation of DNA-templated transcription; circadian rhythm
Cellular component (GO): nucleus
Molecular function (GO): DNA-binding transcription factor activity; DNA binding
Source: RefSeq, a predicted model, not a curated record